Messenger RNA from Oncorhynchus tshawytscha (Chinook salmon), 4536 nucleotides. Its product is annotated as ephrin type-A receptor 4-like. NCBI's taxonomy places the organism in Eukaryota, Metazoa, Chordata, Actinopteri, Salmoniformes, Salmonidae. Gene Ontology annotation, molecular function: transmembrane-ephrin receptor activity; ATP binding; protein binding. The record is from RefSeq and is a predicted model, not a curated record. The transcript has 15 exons. The annotation marks the transcript as partial. Gene Ontology annotation, cellular component: neuron projection. Gene Ontology annotation, biological process: protein phosphorylation; axon guidance; negative regulation of axon extension.
CCUAUAAGAUUGGCUACUACCGUGCCCUGGCCACAGACGGUGCCUGCUCCAAGUGUCCUCUCCACAGCUACUCUGUCAGAGAGGGAUCUACAUCCUGUGCCUGCGACAAAUCACCUCACUGUACCUUUCUCUCCCUCUUCUCUCUCCCAGGACCCCCGACAGCUCCGCUCCACCUCAUCUCCAACGUCAAUGAGACAUCGGUCAACUUGGAGUGGAGCGCUCCUCUCUCCUCUGGUGGACGCCAAGACCUCAGCUACAACGUGGUGUGUAAACGCUGUGGGCCCGAGGGGACACGGUGUCAGCCCUGUGGGAACGGAGUCCACUUCAGCCCCCAGCAGCUGAGCCUCAGGGCCACCAAGGUGUCUAUCAAUGACCUGCAGGCCCACACUAACUACACCUUUGAGAUUUGGGCUGUUAACGGGGUCUCCCAGCAGAGCCCUGGACCUGAGCAGGCCGUGUCGGUGACGGUCACUACCAACCAGGCCGCACCGUCUCCCGUCAACUCGAUCCAAGCCAAGGACAUCACCAGACACACCAUCUCCCUGGCCUGGCAGCAGCCUGAGAAAGCCAACGGGGUCAUCCUGGAGUACGAGGUCAAAUACUAUGAGAAGGACCAGAAUGAGAGGAGUUAUCGCAUUAUCAAGACGUCGUCCAGGAACACCGACAUCAAGGGCCUGACCCCUCUGACCUCCUAUGUGUUCCAUGUGCGCGCUCGCACCGCCGCCGGCUACGGAGAGUUCAGCGCUCCUUUCCAGUUCAUGACCAACUCUGUUCCAGCUCCUAUCAUCGGAGAUGGGACUAACUCCACAGUGUUGCUGGUGUCUGUGGUGGGCAGUGUUGUUCUCCUCCUCAUACUCAUCAGUGCCUUCGUCAUCAGCAGGAGAAGGAGUAAGUACAGUAAGGCCAAGCAGGAUGCUGAUGAAGAGAAACACCUACACCAAGGAGUGAGGAUAUACGUAGACCCCUUCACCUACGAGGACCCCAACCAGGCUGUCCGAGAGUUUGCCAAGGAGAUCGACGCUUCCUGUAUCAAGAUUGAGAAAGUCAUUGGCAUCGGUGAGUUUGGGGAGGUGUGCAGCGGUCGUCUGAAAAUGCCAGGGAAGAGGGAGAUUUGUGUGGCCAUUAAAACCCUGAAGGCGGGAUACACCGACAAGCAGAGGCGGGACUUCCUGUCUGAGGCCAGCAUCAUGGGCCAAUUCGACCAUCCAAACAUCAUUCACCUGGAGGGAGUGGUCACCAAGUGUAAACCAGUGAUGAUUAUCACAGAGUACAUGGAGAACGGCUCGCUGGAUGCAUUUCUGAGGAAGAAUGACGGGCGUUUCACAGUGAUCCAGCUGGUGGGCAUCUUGCGUGGCAUCGCGUCGGGCAUGAAGUACCUGUCUGACAUGAGCUACGUCCACAGAGACCUGGCUGCACGCAACAUCCUGGUCAACAGCAACCUGGUGUGUAAGGUGUCUGACUUCGGCAUGUCACGAGUCCUGGAGGACGACCCCGAGCCUGCUUACACCACCAGGGGAGGGAAGAUCCCCAUUCGCUGGACAGCCCCAGAGGCCAUCGCCUACAGAAAGUUCACCUCGGCCAGCGACGUGUGGAGCUACGGCAUUGUCAUGUGGGAAGUGAUGUCAUACGGAGAGCGGCCAUAUUGGGACAUGAGUAACCAGGAUGUGAUCAAGGCCAUAGAUGAGGGGUACAGGCUGCCCCCACCUAUGGACUGCCCCGUGGCAUUGCACCAGCUGAUGCUGGACUGCUGGCAGAGGGAGAGGGGCGAUAGGCCCAAGUUUGGCCAGAUCGUCAACAUGCUGGACAAACUGAUCCGGAACCCCAACAGCCUGAAGAGGACUGGAGGAGAGACUACACGACCCAGCACCACCCUCCUGGAGCCGGUCAGCCCGGAGGUGGCCUCGGCCCUGGGCUCUGUGGAGGACUGGCUGCAGGCCAUCGGCAUGGAGAGAUACAGCGACAACUUCACCGCAGCAGGAUACACCACCCCAGAGGCUGUGGUUCAUAUGACACAGGAGGACAUGGGCCGAAUUGGAAUCUCUUCAGCUGCACACCAGAAUAAGAUCCUGACCAGCGUCCAGGGAAUGCUCUCCCAAAUGCAACAGAUACAAGGCAGAAUGGUUCCGGUCUGAUCCACAAGAAGGAAACGACUUCAUUUCUUACGAUAAUAAAAAAUGAAAUAUCAAAAGACAAAUGAACGAUAAAAUUGUUUACCUCAUCCAUGCACUUUAAAUUGGAUUUAAAAGAAGAAGAAGAAAAGUGGGAAAAAAUGGCACUUUUUGUCAGACGUUAGACCUUAUUGAGAAUGGGAUAUUUUUCUGUCUGAGCGGCGCUGGGAAUAGGACGGAAGGAAAGCUUUUCUGAGAGGCCAACUGGAGUGCCUUCACCGGUCUGGAAGGAAUUCAGAGGGGAUCGCUCCUCUGGGCAGAAGUCAUGUUUCUGGAACGUUCUUUCUGGAAUACCUCCAGAGCAGUAAUUGUGUUAAGUUGUGUAUGUAUGAAUUGUUCUCUGUGACUCGCUGCCAUACCCUCCAUUGUCUUUCUCAGCUGGAUCCGUUCUAACAACAAAAUGGAGGAUUCCAACCUCGAGAUAAACACUGAUGUUCUGAAUCUGAGAGGUUAAGGGAGGGAUUCAGGAGGGAGGGGAAGUGGGAUCUGUGUUUUUGCUCUGUUCUGGUCUUGUUUUUUCCCAGAUUGGGCUGUUUUGUUGCCCUCAGGUCAUUGAGCAUUUUCUCAGAAUGUCUUUGAUCUAAAGAGGUGCAUUGCUACCCCUUGUCCUCCCAAACCAACAACUCACCCCUCCUAAAACAUUUUAUUUGGAUCAUCUUUCAUCAGCCCCUCUGGAUUACAGCCCGCCCCCCUGGGUCUGAUUAUUGCUUUUUGUUCUUUGACAGACAGCUGUUUGGACCAGUUGGAUUCUUACUGUGUAUUUGUUUCCUGAACGUAAAAAUGAGAGCAAAGGAGUAUGGGAUUUAUUUGAGCACAACUGUGCACAACUGCGGAGAGAUGGAUAUGUAACAAAACAACAAUGACAACGACAUCAAAAUAAACAAGAGAAUAGAUGCUGGACAUUAUUCAAUCAUCAAUCACCACGCUGCCCCGUCUAUCAUCAACAGGAUUCCUCCCUCUCUCCCCAUGACCAGAAUUCCUCCUCUUCUCCUUGGAGUCUCCUCCAACUCCAAGAUGAGAAAUUCAUCUCUCCAUGUCUGGCACAUCUCGUUGUUCGCCGUCGCUACGUUUAUCAGAACGGACAAACAGACUAGCGCUCCAUGACCACCACCAACAGCUUACAGAAACGAUAGGAAUGAUUCAGCAACACUUAAAAAACAUACAAAUAAUGUAAUAUAAACUAGAUCCGCCUCCAGCAGACGAUGUAGUUGUUUUAUGAAUUUUGAAGUUGACUCUCCUUUGUGUUUUUGGGUAGCAUGUAAAGUGAGUGUAUGGUAACAGCGAUCAUGUGGUAGUGUGAUGAGCGUGCACCAUGUGUGUGUGUGUGUGUGUGUGUGUGUGUGUGUGUGUGUGUGUGUGUGUGUGUGUGUGUGUGUGUGUGUGUGUGUGUGUGUGUGUGUGUGUGUGUGUCUGUGUGUCUGUAUGACUGUCUAUGAUGUCUUCAAAGUACUAUUGAUAGUUGUCUGUUUUUAUGCAAGAUUUGUUUUUGAAAUGUCAUUAAUUGCUUGGUAACUACAAAAACAAUGUAAAGUGUGCCACUCCUUGUGCUUUGUCAAUCCUCUUCAGCAACAGCAGUUAAAGAGGUUUGCGGUUUUCAACACACCCUGAACUGCAUUGGCUUUAGUAGUGGGAUCCAGUUGGAUAUAUGGACAAUGGCCUCCUAUACUGACAGAAACACAGAAGGACAGACGGACAGUCAGCGGCAUAGGCUCUCAUUGGAAAGUAGAGUGGACUCUCCGAGCUGAAGCAAAGACACUGCGGAACCAUCUUUCUGGAUUUUGAGCAGGGGAUGUUUUAAAAAGACGCACCUACAGUAUAUAAUCAACAAGGACUUGAUGCUGGGAAGGGUGAUAAGAAGGGAUAAUCAUUGGUCUCGUUUCAUUUUUAUUUUUUCAGAUAUGCACCAAAUGACAGUCAGGUUUCAUUCAAUGGACUUCUUUUUUAUAUACAGCUGUUAAUAUCUGAAUGUUUUUCUGAUCAAAUGUGAUGGUUGACAUACUACAGAUUCCUCCGUCCUCCUUACCAGCCCAGCUCAAUGCUCCUCCAUACCAGCCCAGCUCAAUGCUCCUCCAUACCAGCCCAGCUCAAUGCUCCUCCAUACCAGCCCAGCUCAAUGCUCCUCCAUACCAGUCCAGCUCAAUGCUCCUCCAUACCAGUCCAGCUCAAUGCUUCCCAUACCAGCCCAGCUCAAUGCUCCUCCAUACCAGCCCAGCUCAAUGCUCCUCCAUACCAGCCUAGCUCAAUGCUCCUCCAUACCAGUCCAGCUCAAUGCUCCUCCAUACCAGCCCAGCUCAAUGCUCCUCCAUACCAGUCCAGCUCAAUGCUCCUCCAUACCAGCCCAGCUCAAUGCUCCUCCAUACCAGCCCAG